UAAACAAUGGCACGUACAAAACAAACUGCUCGGAAAUCCACCGGAGGAAAGGCUCCUCGUAAGCAGCUGGCUACCAAAGCUGCUCGCAAAAGUGCACCAUCCACUGGAGGAGUGAAGAAGCCACAUCGCUACCGGCCAGGAACGGUCGCUCUGCGUGAAAUUCGUCGCUAUCAAAAGUCAACAGAAUUGCUGAUUCGUAAACUACCGUUCCAACGUUUGGUUCGUGAAAUCGCUCAAGAUUUCAAGACAGAUUUGCGUUUCCAGAGUGCUGCGGUUGCCGCUCUACAAGAGGCAAGCGAAGCCUAUUUGGUCGGCUUAUUUGAAGAUACGAAUUUGUGCGCAAUUCAUGCCAAACGUGUUACAAUAAUGCCCAAAGAUAUUCAGCUGGCUCGUCGUAUCCGUGGUGAACGUGCUUAAGGAAUUGCAGUGCUAGGAUUUACAGUCAAAAACUCUCACAACGGCCCUUUUUAGGGCCACUGCCAUGGUUAAUUGAAGUAGUUAAGGAUUUGAUCAACUGCGCGUCAUGACGCGCUUAUAUCGCCAUUUUCUACACAACUACGCGUCUUCUGUGAAUGACGCGUUUAAUUUGGUGCUUCGAUCCUUUCACCGGUUUUGUUCUGCACUGGCACAACUCAAAAUUUUGCAUUUUUGAGUGUUUAAUGGUAAAUAUGUCGAAUGCUGUUAUGUUUCAUACAAUAAAACCCAGUUUGAAUAUUCACAAAAAAAAUCCAGAAUUAUUUGUAAAAAUGCUUUUGCCGCUCAAGUUGAAAUUUCUUUAUAAAUGUAGUAGAAACAAGGUUUAGUUUGUACAUCGUGCUCAUUUAUGUACAUCUUUUUAUUCUGUGUUUUCAACAUCAGCUGAACGUUACUCAUUGAGCUUAUCAGUAAUUGCAGUCAAUACGUCUCCCAACAUUUUUUUUCCUGUUGCUCUUAUACCUAGUUACCUACAAACAAAUAACUUAACAAAUAUUGGAGAACGUAUUACAGGUCGAACCCAAUUAUGCAUUCGAAGUAUCGAUUUUUUUGUUUUACUCCCGAUAAUCGAAUUACAAAUAAAUUAUCAAAUUUGCGAUCAACGAACAUAAAAUAAAUAUUUUCUCUUGUUAUUUUACUUGUAUGAUGUAGUGGCGUAACUAAAAAUUAUUAGGAAACAAGGGGUAAAAUUAGCAUUGGGCGAUACGACGGAGAGUAUCGAUACUUCAGUAUCGAUACCCGAAGAACCAAAAGUAUCGAGAUACUCAAAAUAUCGGUCAAAAAGUAUCGAUACUAUAGCUGAGAUCAUUUUUUGAAUUUUUG
This is a messenger RNA of Wyeomyia smithii (pitcher-plant mosquito), 1296 nucleotides long. RefSeq names its product histone H3.3A-like. The transcript has a single exon. Gene Ontology annotation, cellular component: nucleosome. Bases 7 to 417 code for a protein of 136 amino acids. The record is from RefSeq and is a predicted model, not a curated record. NCBI's taxonomy places the organism in Eukaryota, Metazoa, Arthropoda, Insecta, Diptera, Culicidae. Gene Ontology annotation, molecular function: DNA binding; protein heterodimerization activity; structural constituent of chromatin.